CAAUUUUAUCAUAAAAACUCUAACUUUAUUGAAAUUAGUUUAAUUUGCUUUAGAAACGAAUCAAUUUUAAAUGUAUUUAUUAAUUCCACUUUAUUUUAUAUUAGGAGAAACUUUACCGACAAUACUUUUUCAUGGAUUGGGGGAUAGUUGCACCUCAUCUUUGUUUAAACCUUUUUUUUCUGAAAUCAAUGCUGAUUGUAUAGAAAUUGGUUCAGGACCAUCAUCUUCUAUCUUAUUGGGAUUUUUAGAUCAAGCUAAGGAUGCUUGUAAAAAAGUUUAGGAAAAAUAUUCUGGUUAAACAAUAAAUGUUGUUGGUUUAUCUCAAGGUGCAUUAAUUGGGAGAUAUAUUAUUACAGAUUGUGAUUUAAGUGGUGGAAGAGUGUCUAAGUAUUUAUCUAUAGGUGGACCUUAAAUGGGAGUUUCUGUGAUUCCUCAUUGUAAUAGUUAUUUAUGCUGGCCAUUAAAUAAAGUUGUUGAUUCAUUAGUUUACACUGAUUAUGUUUAAUAACAUAUAGGGCCAGCAGGAUAUUUUAGAAAUUAUGAAGACAUAGAGUCUUACUUAAAAUAUAAUCACUUUCUUCCUGAUUUAAAUAAUGAACGAAAUUCACAAAGUUUAAGAAAAAAAAAAGUAGAAAAAGUUAUUUAUUUUUUUAGUUUUCUUCGCUUGAUCAAGUAAUGCUUGUGAAGUUUUUAUAAGAUGAAAUGGUUCUUCCUAAAGAAUCUGCAUUUUUUGAAUCUGUAGAUCCUGAAACUGGAAGAGUUAUAACUCUUGUAGAUUCUGAAUUUUACAUAUAGGAUCUUAUUGGUGUAAAGCAACUAGAUCAGUAAAGAAAAAUUAAAUUCAUUGAAAUCAAUGAUUCUCAUUUAAGAUGGACUGAUGAAAUAACAAAAACAGUAUUUAUUCCAUUUAUAGCUUGA
Paramecium sonneborni is the source of this 918-nucleotide messenger RNA. The record is from the annotation of a GenBank genome assembly. Lineage: Eukaryota; Ciliophora; Oligohymenophorea; Peniculida; Parameciidae.